Messenger RNA from Rubroshorea leprosula, 799 nucleotides. Lineage: Eukaryota; Viridiplantae; Streptophyta; Magnoliopsida; Malvales; Dipterocarpaceae. The record is from the annotation of a GenBank genome assembly.
AUCGAAACAAAACCACCAACAAUUCCUUUAACCAUUCUGCAUUCCCUUCUGCCUCAUCAAAACAAUGGAGCAAAAGGAAGAAGGGAUCGGAAUCAAAGUGUACAAUGCAACUCCACCGGAAGGUCCCACUCGAACCCCCUCCCUCUCUCGCUUGCCCCCUGAACCAGGCCGCAAGAGGCGAGUAGUUGCCAAGGGAGUCCAGAAUACCAUCUCAAAGACCUCCAUGCUCGUCAACUUCCUCCCCACCGGCACCCUCCUCACAUUCGAAAUGGUCCUCCCAUCGGUGUACCGCAACGGCGACUGUUCUCCCCUUAACACCAUGAUGAUCCACGUCCUCCUUGCCCUAUGCGCCCUCUCCUGCUUCUUCUUCCAUUUCACCGACAGUUUCCGAGGACCCGAUGGCAAGGUCUACUACGGGAUCGUAACGACCAAGGGCCUGGCUGUGUUCAAGCCAGGACUGGACGUAGAGAUCCCCAAAGACGAAAGGUACAAGAUUGGGGUGACGGAUUUGGUGCACGCGGUGAUGUCGGUGAUGGUGUUUACGGCAAUAGCAUUCUCGGAUCGUCGGGUGAUCAAGUGUGUGUUUCCGGCUCAUGAGAAGGAGAUAGAUCAAGUGAUGGAGAGUUUUCCUCUGAUGGUGGGAUUGGUUUGUAGUGGGUUGUUUCUUGUUUUUCCUAAUAGCAGGCAUGGGAUUGGUUGCUUGUCAUCAGCGUAAACCAUAUAUGUUAUUCCUAUGAUUAAUUUGUAAGUAAUCCCAUUAUUUGUUAAUUAGAUUAAUUAACAAAUCAGUCUCCUUAAU